Metarhizium brunneum ARSEF 3297 is the source of this 3360-nucleotide messenger RNA. RefSeq names its product Structural maintenance of chromosomes protein 5 (gene smc5). Gene Ontology annotation, biological process: double-strand break repair via homologous recombination. The record is from RefSeq and is a predicted model, not a curated record. Gene Ontology annotation, molecular function: single-stranded DNA binding; ATP hydrolysis activity; ATP binding. Gene Ontology annotation, cellular component: nucleus; Smc5-Smc6 complex. Lineage: Eukaryota; Fungi; Ascomycota; Sordariomycetes; Hypocreales; Clavicipitaceae.
AUGCCGCGCCUUACGUCACGUCGCCGCAGGCGCUCUGAUACAGGAGACGCAGAGGAUAGCGGCGAUGUCUGGAAUGGCUUUGGGUCGCAAGCUUCCGAUUCGUCCAAGCGGCGACGGCUUGAUUCCGAAUCAGACUCGGAUGGAGAUACUGGACCAUCGGCCCCGAGUGCAGGACUGGUGAAUGGCGUAUCGAACGGCGACAUCAUGCAGGAUUUUCAACCUGGUGCCAUUGUGCGUGUGUCGGUUCAAAAUUUCGUCACUUACGAAAAGGCAGAGUUCUUUCCGGGACCACAUCUAAACAUGGUCAUCGGCCCCAACGGUACUGGCAAGAGCUCGCUCGUUUGCGCCAUUUGUCUUGGUCUGGGCUAUAGUCCGAAACACCUGGGACGCGCAGGAUCCGUCAAGGAGUUUGUCAAGCACGGAAAGGACAUAGCAACCAUCGAGAUCGAACUGCAGAAGAAGCCCAGGGACCGCAGCAACUACGUCAUCAAAGUGCAGAUCCGACGCGAACAAAACAGCCAAAAGUGGUGGUUGAACGGAAAAGAAACGAGCCAUAAGAAAAUACAGGAGCUGAUGAAGUCAAUGAAGAUCCAGGUCGACAAUUUGUGCCAGUUCCUGCCCCAGGACCGCGUCGUUGAAUUCGCCGCCUGUACGCCCAUUGACCUUCUCCACGAGACUCUUCGUGCUGCAGCUCCGGAAGAAAUGCUCCUGUGGCAGAGCCAGCUGCAAGAAAUGCACAAGGAAAAGAAGGGGUUGGCCGACGCCGUCCACUCUGAUGUCGAUGCACUGAGAAUCUUGGAGAAUCGCCAGCAAGGUCUUCAAGCAGAUGUGGAUAGAAUCCGCGAAAGAGAAGAAAUCCAAGAAAAAGUCGAGAACCUGCAGUCAGCCUUGGUCUUCGCCAACUACUCAGAAGCACGAGAAAACCACAGCAAAGCUAGAGACCGGAAGAAGGAGGCAGAACGAACCUUGCAGCGGCUAGAGUCCGAAAGCGGACCAUCCCUUGAGGCUGUCAAUAUGAAACAAGAAUAUGCUCAGCAAGUACGGGCUGUAGUACCAGCCAAGGAGAGGGCCCUCAAAGAUGCCGAGAAUGCUGUACAGAGUGCUGCCCGCGACAUCCACGGCGCGGCGGAAUUGGUCAAAGAAAUGAACAACAGGCUAGAGGCUGAGCGGAAAGGGUUCGAAUCGAAAAAAAAGGACCUGGCCGCUUCAAGGUCGAAAAUCACAGCGUUUCAGGCGGAUCUCAAGAACAGGCCAACCGACUUCAACGCUGCUGAUUGGAACCAGAAAAUCCGUGCCGAGGAACACAACUUGAGAGAGAUGGAGGGAGAGCAACGCCAGGUGUCAGCAGACAGAGAUGCGACCAAAGAGCGGGUAAGGCCUAUGAACGUCGACAUUCGCAAAAUCAAGACGGAUAUCGAUGCUUUCGAUACUCAGCAGGGUCAGCAAAUGUCCCUUAUGCGCAAGCAGUUCCCCGAAGCCUCAAAUGGCUGGGAAUGGAUAAAGGAACACCAAAAUGAAUUUGAGAAGGAGGUAUUCGGGCCUCCAAUGAUCAGCUGUUCCAUGAAGGAUGAGCGGUACGCGGACCAAGUACAGGCUCUCCUCCAAAUGGACGACCUACUAUGCUUUACCGCGCAGACAAAAAAUGACUACAAGAAGCUUACUGACCAGCUGUAUCGAGUAAUGAGUUUGUCGGUUGUGGUUCGAACCUGUUCAAACCCUCUAUCUGCAUUCAAAGCUCCUGUUGAUCGUGCUCAAAUGGCCGAGCUUGGAUUAGAUGGAUUUGCCAUUGACUAUCUAGAUGGACCGGAGCCCGUGUUGGCGAUGCUUUGCUCGGAGAAGCGACUACACAUGUCGGGGGUUUCUCUCAAUGACCACAAUGAGCAAGCUUACGACAGGCUCAUCAACAAUGGCAAAAUCAACCAAUGGGCAGCUGGAAGACAAUCAUUCACGAUCCGCCGUCGCAGAGAAUACGGUCCCCAGGCCAUGACGACGAUUACUAAGAACAUUCAGAAGGGACGAUUUUGGACGUCGCAGCCGGUAGACAUGCAAGAGAAGAGGGAAAUGGAGCGACGACUAACGGAAUUACAAGGCGAGAAAGGUGCACUCAAAGAAGAGCAUGACAGGCUCCAACAGAAACUCGACACCAUUGAGGAGCAGAAGAAAGAGAUUUCUGAGAAGAUUACCGCAUUACGGAAUGAGAAGAGCGCGUUGCAAAAAGAGUUCCAAAAGUGGCAGAGCCUACCCGUGAAGAUAGAAUCAGAAGAGCGGCAAAAAGCCAUGCACGAGGAAGCCAUGAGAGACGCUAGAAAGAACAUGCAGGAGAUUCAGUAUGAAUGGGACAAGGCGGUUCUUGAACGCGCAAAGCUCGUUAUAAAACACAAGAAGCUCACCGACAAGAUCCGCGAAGCACACCUGGCUCUAAUCGAGGCAAAAAUCUGGCUCAUCGAAGCGAAUUCCGAUGUUGAGGGCCUCAAGGAGCGCAAUGCUAGUAUCAUGGCCCAGCUGGAGGAGGAGAGGCGGAACGUACAGGUAGCUACAGAGGAGACAAAUCGCACCAAGGAAAUUGGGCGCCGACUGGGCGAAGAUGUUAGGGAACUCAUCUCCAGGGAUCCGGACAGACGCGACUUGUAUACGCAACUCGCUGAAGGCAAGUCACCUCAUGAAGUUGAGCUGGAAAUGGCAGCCGAGGAAGCCAAGCUUGAGCUCAUCCACGCCGCCAACCCGAAUGUGAUUCGAGAGUUUGAACGUCGCGCGGAGGAAAUCACCCGACUGAAGCACAAGAUGGAGGGGGCCAACGAGAAGCUCGAGACACUGAACAGGCAGCUUGCGCGGGUAAUGAGCAAAUGGGAGCCCAAGCUGGAAGAGCUCGUGUCCCAAAUCAACGACGCCUUUGCGUACAACUUUGAGCAGAUCAGCUGCGCGGGCGAGGUGCGCGUGCACAAGGAAGAGGACUUUUCACAGUGGGCUCUCGACAUCAUGGUCAAGUUUCGGGAAAACGAAGCGCUGCAGCAACUGACGGCACAUCGCCAAUCCGGCGGCGAACGAGCCGUGUCGACGAUUUUCUAUCUCAUGGCGCUCCAGUCUCUGGCGCAAUCGCCGUUUCGCGUGGUGGACGAGAUCAACCAGGGCAUGGAUCCUCGCAACGAACGCAUGGUUCACGAGCGCAUGGUGGAGAUUGCGUGCCGCGAACACACGAGCCAGUAUUUUCUGAUCACGCCCAAGCUGCUCACUGGGUUGCGGUACGAUCCCAAGAUGAGGGUGCUGUGUAUCGCGAGCGGAGAGUACAUGCCCAAGGAGGGGAGGAAGGUGGACUUUGCGCGAUGUUUGAAGAUUCAGAAGAGGCUGAUGGCUGCUGGAUGA